Molecule: messenger RNA, 3589 nt
Organism: Arabidopsis arenosa
Lineage: Eukaryota; Viridiplantae; Streptophyta; Magnoliopsida; Brassicales; Brassicaceae
Source: the annotation of a GenBank genome assembly
GAAGCAAGUCUAGUCGUGAUUCCUAACCAAAAUUUCUUGAGCCCUUAACCCUAAUUUCGAUUUCGACUUCGACGAUCCUCUCUGAUGGCGAAUGAUAAGCAAAUCGAAUCUCACCACCGCAAGCACCACCGUUCAUCUUCCUCGUCCGACGAGACUGAAAAAUCAUCGAAGCGGCACAAGCACCGUCAUCACAAGCAUCAUCACCACAGGCAUCGCCAUCACCGAGAUAAGAAGCGCGACGAUGAAAUUCCAUCCGCCGGCGAUGAGACAGAGAUGGUGGAUGUUACUCCGGCGGUUCCAAUUGGUGUUAGUAACGGCGGUGAGGAGGAUGUGGAGGAAGGGGAGAUUUUAGAAGAAGAUGCGAUUGGUGAUGGUUUGAUAAAGACGGCAGAUUCUGACAGCGAGUUAGGCGAAAUCAAAUCCGUUCAAUUUGAAGAUAAUAAUCUGCCUCCAUUUGGGAAAAAAGGGCGUCAAGGAGAAGAGGAGAGUUCUAAUGGUGUUCUAAAUCGUGAAUCUGAAAGGGAGGAUAAGAGGUGGGAUAAAGAUGCUAGAGGUCCUUCAGAGAGGGUUAGUAAGAUAAGUUAUGAUAAUGGCAAGAGUUCGUUUUCUUCGGAAAGCUCUGAAGAGAAGCGUAAGACUAGUAACCGGUCUCCGUCAAAUAGAAGGCAGUCUAAUGAAGUCCGUGCUCGGAGUAGAUCUAAGUCACAUGAUCGGGAGAGAGAAAUGUCAAGAUCAAGGAUUGUUGUGGAGGAUGAGUUUUCGGACAGAGGAAGACAUCGUGAUUCUAGUAGGGAUUAUCAUCAUGACAGAGUUGACUCUGGUAGGACUGAGGAAAGAUAUCAUCGACGUGGGCGAUAUGAGGAAAAUGACAGGAAAUAUAGCCGAGAUGUCUUGGAAAGAGAUAGAAGUAAGGAGAGAGAUAUGGACAGGGAGGGAAGCAUAAGAGAUAGGGAUUCAGAAGCAUGUAAGCGGAGAGAGAAAGAUAGUGAUCGGAGGAGGGAAAGAGAACGAGAGAAGAGAAGGGAGAUAGAGUCUGGCCGUGAAAGACGAAAAGAGAAAGAACGAGAGCGCAGCAUGGAUAGGGAUAGGAGAAGGGAUAGGGAAGGAGAUUAUUUACGGGAUAGAGAUAAUGAAAGAGGUAGGAGUAGAGAUAGAACCAGGUAUAACAGCAGAGAGAGGAAGAGAGAAAAGGAAAGGGAGGGUGAAAAAGAUUGGGAGCGAGGAAGAGAAACCCAGAAUGAUAGGGAGAAGUACAGAAGUAGUGAUGUGGACUAUGGUGAGAUGAGGCACAAACAGUCUAGACAUUCAAGAGAUGAUGCGGUAGAUGACGUAGAAAUGAGAAAGCCAAAUUCUUCGAAGGCCCAUAAUUCUAAGGGUGAUAAGUCAGAAGAAAAGUGGGGCAAUGAUGAAAGGUCCCGAAAUGAGGAUGGCCAAGAUGAUAAUGACGAAGGACUUACGUGGAAAUCUCCUGAGGAAGAAGAAGAAGAAGUACUAAAUAGAAUUAAGGAGGAGAGCAGGAAGCGAAUGGAAGCCAUACUGGAGAAACAUAAGAAGAAGCCCGAGCAGCAAAAUGAACUUUUAACUCAGGAUAAUGGGAAAGAUGUUGUUCAAGAAACUGGUGCUCCAGUUUCGACUUCUCCUGCAGUUGUCAUAGCAGCUAAUGUUGGUCAGGCCAAAACUAACUUGGACUUUGAUACUGACGCUAACAAGGCAUCAUUAAUAGUCGGUGGGCCACCUACUAUACUUCAAAUUUCAGACUCAGAGAAGAAUCAAGCUCCAGCGGGGCUUGGUGAAGGUAGCCCGAAGAGUGAAAGAUCAGCUGACAUGUUUGAUGAUGAUAUCUUUGGAGAGUCCCCAGCUGGUAUUCGGAAAGUGGGAGGGAAAGGUGAUGGUGUUCCCAUGGUGAGGAGCGGGCUUCAUGAUAAUUGGGAUGAUGCAGAGGGUUAUUAUAGCUAUCAGUUUGGCGAGUUACUUGAUGGUAGAUAUGAAGUCAUUGCUACUCAUGGAAAAGGUGUCUUCUCUACUGUGGUUCGUGCGAAAGACUUGAAAGCUGGACCAGCUGAACCUGAAGAGGUGGCUAUAAAAAUUAUUCGUAACAAUGAGACGAUGCAUAAAGCUGGCAAGAUUGAGGUUCAAAUAUUGAAGAAGCUGGCUGGCGCUGACCGAGAGGACAGGCGCCACUGUGUUCGUUUUCUUUCAAGCUUUAAGUACCGUAAUCACCUUUGCUUGGUGUUUGAGUCGCUCCAUUUGAAUCUUCGUGAGGUCUUGAAGAAGUUUGGUCGCAACAUUGGUCUCCAACUCUCUGCUGUUAGGGCUUAUUCAAAGCAGCUAUUCAUUGCCCUUAAACAUCUAAAGAAUUGUGGGGUUCUUCACUGCGAUAUAAAACCUGACAACAUGCUGGUCAACGAGGGGAAAAAUGUGUUAAAGCUUUGUGACUUUGGUAAUGCAAUGUUUGCUGGCAAAAACGAAGUUACACCGUAUCUUGUUAGUCGCUUUUACAGAUCCCCUGAAAUUAUUCUGGGUCUCACCUAUGACCAUCCGUUGGAUAUAUGGUCUGUUGGCUGCUGUCUGUAUGAGCUUUAUAGUGGAAAAGUUCUUUUCCCUGGCGCCACAAACAAUGAUAUGUUGCGACUUCAUAUGGAACUGAAAGGUCCCUUCCCUAAAAAGAUGCUCCGCAAGGGAGCAUUUAUUGAUCAGCACUUUGAUCAUGACUUGAACUUUUAUGCUACAGAGGAAGACACCGUUAGUGGAAAGCUGAUAAAAAGAAUGAUCGUAAAUGUAAAGCCGAAAGAUUUUGGUUCAAUCAUUAAAGGUUACCCUGGUGAGGAUCCCAAGAUGUUAGCUCAUUUCAGGGAUCUCUUGGACAAAAUGUUCAUCCUUGAUCCCGAGAGGAGACUGACUGUGUCACAGGCAUUAGCUCACCCAUUCAUCACUGGCAAAGCUUUGGUUACAAUGUCGACAUGGGUGGAGUUCUCAUUACCGACGAUUCUCAGGGGACUUUACUGGUUCUCUAUUGACAUCUACCAAUGCUUAGAGCCACCCCUAACAUCUUUCAAUGCUUUAAAGGCACACAGGAGAAGGUUUUGCUUGGAGGGGAGAGAGCUGCACAAGAAAAACAUACAAAGGGUUUUUCCUCUCUCCUCCUGCAAGUUUGGUAAGUAUCUCGAGCUUUAUGGCCACUCUGUGUUGCUGUGGAUGUUCCUUUUUGUUCAUAGUCGUUUAGAUAACUUGCCUUUAGGAUUUCGUUAACACUAAAGUUUUCUUUUGGUUGUCAAGGUAUAUCUCUUUGUAGUUGUGUUUGUUGCUAUGAGCCGACUUGAUUUAAUGGUUUGGUUACUGCCAGUAUUUGGUUCACUGUAUUGGCAGUAACACUCGCAUGAGAAUAUUGAACUUAGGUAAACCGAAAUGAAUCUGUAAUAGAUGUUAAUUUGUAUAGAUUUACAUUGUCGGUCUUAAGUUAUAAGAUUGUAUUGUAUGUAUGCAAAGUCCAUGGUUGCUUAAGUUUGGACAUCGAUAGUUGUUUAAAACCAACAACUCUCUGUUCCUAUGACGUAUGAUUCAAAGGCAAUAAUCAAUAAGAUUUUAUUUU